AUGGGAUCCGACGAGGAAGAUCAUAUCACCGCCGUGUACGGCGAAGAAGAUCUCGACGAGGAAGAUGAUGACGAAAGCGAAGAAGAAGACCAUACUUUACAGAAUCAACACGUUGACGAGGACGAUGUUGACAUGAUCGACGAUGAAGAGGAUGACGAAGAAGAAGACGAUUCUAUGUCGUCAGCUGCCGGCGAAGUCACGAUCGCUGUCGCUGGUAUUCCGAGCGUCCCCACAACUGUUGACGCUACUCCUACAACAGCUACAACUACCACGACUUCGAUUGUACGAUCGGACGCCAUUGUGGAAGUGAAAAAGCCUAUGCCUUUAGACGAUUCCCGACGGUUGUUUCAGCGUCUAUGGACCGAUGAGGAUGAAAUUGAGCUCUUGCAGGGGUUCCUUGAUUACACCACGCAACGAGGGACUAAUAAUUCGUCUCACCACCAUCACGAUACGGCGGCAUUUUAUGAUCAGAUCAAAGGUAAAUUGCAGCUGGAUUUCAACAAAAAUCAAUUGGUUGAGAAGCUUAGAAGAUUGAAAAAGAAGUAUCGGAAUGUCCUCGGUAAGAUCAGUAUCGGCAAAGAGUACGUAUUCAAAAGCCCUCACGACCAGGCUACUUUUGACCUGUCGUGCAAGAUCUGGAAUGGGGCCGCAGCUACUCCCGUCUCCAUCCCCGCCACUGCUGAUGGUGGAGGAAUUGACGAUGAUGAACCUCAUAAUCCUAACCUCAUAUUCAAUUUGAAUGAGAAUAAUGCUAACGACAUUGUUGAUCCAAAUAGCUCUGAGAAGAAGGUGCCAAGACCAAGAAAGCGAUCAAAGUCUACUGCAGUUAAAAUUGAAGAAAAUUCCAAUCAGCAGCAACAUUAUGGCCAACCUGUGGGCGUGGGAGCUUCAAAUCCUCAGAAUCCUGCAGUCUCAAAUCUGGUUGAAGAAACCGUGAAGAGUUGUUUAUUGCCAUUGUUCAAGGAAUUGGUUAACAAUUCUCCUAAUGGGGCUUGUGCAAGUUCAAGGGGGAUCGGAUUAGGAGGGAUGAACAUGAAUAAUUUUGGUGGGUCAAUGAAUUUCCCCAUUGGGGAUAUGACUGAUGACAAAUGGAGGAAGCAACAUAUAUUAGAAUUGGAGGUUUAUUCAAAGAGAUUAGAAUUGAUGCAGGACCAAAUAAAGUCAAGGUUGGAGGAGCUUAGGUCAAUGGGGAGUUCAUGA
This is a messenger RNA of Lactuca virosa, 1200 nucleotides long. The record is from the annotation of a GenBank genome assembly. Lineage: Eukaryota; Viridiplantae; Streptophyta; Magnoliopsida; Asterales; Asteraceae.